AUGGCUAAUACUACCCACUGCGCGCAUUCCUUCAAAAUGAUCAAGUCGGACAGCACACUGAUCCAGUGGACCUGCCACAUCUGCCACUCGGGACCCCACUGGUGGAUCUUUGAAUGCCGGUACUGCAAGAUCAACACGUGUCGUCCCUGCAUAGAAAAUGCCUAA
This is a messenger RNA of Lasiosphaeria miniovina, 165 nucleotides long. RefSeq lists its product as uncharacterized. Bases 1 to 165 code for a protein of 54 amino acids. NCBI's taxonomy places the organism in Eukaryota, Fungi, Ascomycota, Sordariomycetes, Sordariales, Lasiosphaeriaceae. The transcript has a single exon. The record is from RefSeq and is a predicted model, not a curated record.